This is a messenger RNA of Zophobas morio, 915 nucleotides long. It is a transcript of the gene Orc6, whose product is annotated as origin recognition complex subunit 6. Gene Ontology annotation, biological process: DNA replication initiation; DNA replication. The record is from RefSeq and is a predicted model, not a curated record. The transcript has 5 exons. Lineage: Eukaryota; Metazoa; Arthropoda; Insecta; Coleoptera; Tenebrionidae. Gene Ontology annotation, molecular function: DNA binding. Gene Ontology annotation, cellular component: nuclear origin of replication recognition complex. The coding region runs from base 88 to 822 and encodes 244 amino acids.
AAUUACCGGCAACUGUCAAAAUCGUCAAAUCUCUCAAAGUUUUAAAAGUUGAGUGAUCCUGUGUAAUUAUCGUUUAAAUACAAUAUAAUGGCAAACAACAAGAUAUUAUUAACCCACGGUGAACGCUUGGGUAUUAGAGACUCCGCCACCAUUCAAAAAGCUGAUGCCUUUCUUCGCACUCUCAAUUCAAAACCGUCGUCAAAAACAGUUAGCGACACCGCAAAAGUAGUCAUUUGUCUAGAUUUAGCUGCCAUGAAUUUGGGUAUCCCUUUCGACCAGGAAGUAGCUCUGAAAUUAACUAGCCUGCGAAAAACCGUAUAUCAAAACACUUUAAACAACGUCCAGAAAAUACUCAACUUGGACAAACCUAUAAGCAUCUCCGAGUUAUGCGUACAAUUUAGCUGCCCUGAAGCGAAAGAAAUGGCUUUGACUAUUUUAAAAAGCUACCAGGAAAAAGACACAAAGAUCAAAGACAUCGAACAUCCGCAGUACGCUGCAGCAGCCGUGUACACAAGUUGCAAGCUCAAUGGAAUUAAAAUAGACAAGACCAGCUUAAAAUUGGUAAGUCGGCUUAAAGUAGCUGAAUGGAACGAACUAGUCGACGAGUUUAGUAAAUUUGCGGCUGCUGUGGGGUUGUCUGGCACGAAAAAACGCAACAUCAAGAAGAGUGCAGUCACGGAAGACAAGAUAGAGGAGAAAGAUAUAUACGCAACGACGAAAGCGAAGGACAAAGAGGAGGUCGCUGAAGAGUACGAAGUGUGGCGAGAGAGGAUCUUGAGGGAAGCGUCCGAGGAAAUAUUACAAAGAGAAAUGAACGAAUGAUUACUUUUUACUGCAUGUUUUUUUAAUGAAAUUUAAUAAAUAAGAUUAAAAUGUAACAUUAACAACAUACAAUAAACUACUACUAGAAAUGCA